AUGCCGCCUACUGCCGUCCCGACCGGCGUCGCGCCCACGGGCGACUACUCGGGGCCGCUGCGCCCGCAGGUCCACUUCUCGCCGCCGGUCGGCUUCAUGAAUGACCCGAACGGCCUGUUCCAGGCGUCCAACGGGACCUACCACCUGUACUAUCAAUACAACCCGACCGCGCUCGUCGCCGGCAACCAGCACUGGGGCCACGCUACGUCCGACGACCUGUACACGUGGACCAACCAGCCGAUCGCGCUGUUCCCGCCGAGCGGCGUCGAGGGCGCCGGCGUCUUCUCGGGCUCCGCCGUCAUCGACACGAACAACACGUCGGGCUUCUUCGGCAACCUGACCGAGGGCGUCGACCCGAUCGUCGCCAUCUACACGCUCAACACGCCCGAGAAACAAACGCAGGACAUCGCGUACUCGCUCGACGGCGGGUACACGUUUACGGAGUACGAGAACAACCCCGUCCUCGACAUCAACUCCACCCAGUUCCGCGAUCCGAAAACUAUUUGGCACGAGGAGACGGGCAAGUGGGUUAUGGCCGUCACGUACUCGCAGGAGUUCGCCAUCGGCAUCUACACGUCGCCCAACCUGAUCGAGUGGGAGUUCGCGUCCAACUUCUCGCACGCCGGCCUCCUCGGCCUCCAGUACGAGUGCUCGAACCUCGUUCCCGUCCCGGUCAAGGAUUCGGACGAGCUCAUCUGGGUCAUGUACAUCUCGAUCAACCCGGGCGCCCCUCUCGGUGGUUCGGUGGGCCAGUACUUCCCGGGCACGUUCAACGGCACCCACUUCGAGGCGUUCGACGCCGCCGCGAGGAUCGACGGCUUCGGCAAGGACAACUACGCCAGCCAGUUCUUCUACGGCACGCCGGCCAACGAGUCGAUCUCUAUCGGGUGGGCCUCCAACUGGCAGUACACGAACCUGGUCCCGACCGCCGAGGAGGGCUGGCGCUCGUCGAUGGCCACCCCUCGCCGCCACUACGUGACCAACGCGACCCGCAUCGGCUACGUCCUCGCGAGCGAGCCGUACCAGAUCGAGUCGGUCCGCAACUCGUCGCUCCUCCCCGACGGCGCCGAGUCGGCCAGCAUCGUCAACACGACGGUCGAGAUCGACCUCAAGAACAACACGUCGGGCGCCGUCUACUUUGCGCUCAACUUCACGAUCCCGGACGGCGCCAACGUGCCCGAGACGGCCGCCGUCACCCUCACGAUGCGCUCGUCGGCGUCGAACGAGACCUUGCUCGCCGGUCACUACUUGGGCGGCUCGAACGCCGGCACGACCUGGGUCGACCGCGGCAAGCUCACCGGGUUCGAGCACCCGCUCUUCAGCGACAAGGUCAGCCACACCAUCGUCGGCAACGCCGAGUCGCUGUCGGGCAUCUUCGACCGCUCGCUGUUCGAGGUCUUUGUCAACGGCGGCGAGUUCUCGGCCACGUCGACCGUGUUCCCGAGCGAGAUGCUCGACACGCUCGAGGUCACGACGACCGACCUGCCCGAGGGCGCCGACGUUUCGGCGGCCGUCUGGGGCCUGCGGUCGACCUGGGCGCAGCAGUAGGCGCGCGAGCGCGUCUUCCCUCGCCCACCCUCUCCUCCUCCCUCUCCCUUCCUUCCUCUCCCCUUCCCUCUCCCCCCUCUCUUCUUCUUUCUUUCUUCGCCGAGUCUCGACAUCGUAAAAGCUUGAGUAGACUUGUACAGACCGUCCUUUGAAAGGCGCCAAGCUUCACCGUC
Messenger RNA from Rhodotorula graminis WP1, 1721 nucleotides. Its product is annotated as glycoside hydrolase family 32 protein. The record is from RefSeq and is a predicted model, not a curated record. Gene Ontology annotation, biological process: sucrose catabolic process. NCBI's taxonomy places the organism in Eukaryota, Fungi, Basidiomycota, Microbotryomycetes, Sporidiobolales, Sporidiobolaceae. The transcript has 5 exons. Gene Ontology annotation, cellular component: fungal-type vacuole. Bases 1 to 1548 code for a protein of 515 amino acids. Gene Ontology annotation, molecular function: sucrose alpha-glucosidase activity.